CAAGAUUUUCGAACAUCAUGGCAUCCGCAGCAUCCAAGGCCCCAUCGGCCACGUCGAUGAACCUCGACGACCUCGACGAUGACGAAGACCGCGAUGGCCACAGCAGCAGCAGCGAGAAUGUCCGCCGACUGGCUGGCCUCGCAGCUCGGGCUGCGGCGCAACGUCAACUCGAGCAGCGACGGCCACCGCAGCGACGACAGCAGCUCGCUCUCGCUGCCGCACUCGUUCGACAACACGCCCAUGUCGACGCCUGCCGCAUCGCCCGCGCCGCCUCGCAACGUCGCCCAGUCGUUUGACCUGGCGCUGCGCACAGCGCUACCCACGAAGCUACCGCCUCGGUCCGGCGUGCCACACCGCACGGACGAGACCAUGCGUCGAUUCUACGAGAUCCAAGUCGACAAGGUUCGCGGUCAGCUCGCGAUUGCGCUUGAAGAAAAGAAGCAAGCGCAGGCCGCGCUGAGCACCGAGCGAAGGUCUUUCCAAGAUUCGCUUGCCUCGCUUCAAGUGCGGUAUCGCAACGAGGCGAGCCAGCUACAGACCGAGAAGACAGCAUUGGAGACACAGCUUCGCAUCCUCGAGCAUCGACUCAAAGCGGAGAAAGCUCAGUUUUUCGACUUGCGCAUUCCCGAACCUUUCGCAAAGCAGCUCCAGCGCCAGAGCCACGACGCUCUCACGCUGGUCGAAUUUGUUCAAAUGAAGGCGUUCGAGCUCGUCGAGCCGGCGAUCGCGGCCACGGAGGCAGCCAACCGCCACGUCGCGUCGCUGACAGAGGCCAACACCAGCCUCGAAGCCAAGUCCAACGCAUGCCAGGCCGAGCAACGCACAUGGCAGCGCAAGUACGACGCGGUGCAACGCGAGCUGGAACUGUCCGAGACGACGCGGACCGAACUCGAGCGACAAGUCAAGCAGCUCCACGCCAACGUGCAGGAGCUCAACGCCCUGCGCACGCCGGCGACACCUGCACCAGGCGUGCCGGAGGCCGUCGCGUCCCAGCUUCGCGAGCUUGAGGCGCAGCUGGCGCUUGCCGUACAAGCGCGCGACGCGAGCAAGAUGGAGAAGGAGCAGAUCGAGCAAAAGCUGUCGCUGGUGCUCGUCGACAAGGAGUACCUAGCAAAGGACAACGCACGCCAUGAAGACAAGGUUCGGCAGCUCCGGGACGAGCUGCAAAGCACGCAGGCCACCGUGCGCCGUCUCGAGCUCUCGAAAGAGACCUUUCUACAGCAAGUCAACGACGCCAGGGAAGAAAGCAAGACCUUGUUCGAGGUGUUCGAGCACCGCAUGCACGUGGAGCUCACGAAGCUCCAAGACGUGGCGAAGAAGGAGAUGGACGCUUUGCGGGACAGCGGCAAGACGCUCUUUGAACGCGAGAACCGAAUGCUGCGCGACGCCCGCCAGGACGCGCAGCAGCAGCUCGAGCAUGCAAACAAGCGCUUUGCCGACCUCCAGCGCGCGUACGAAGACAAGGUGCUCGAGCUCACGCGCCUCGAUGCGCAGUUUACGACCAGCGUCGCCGAAGUGCGCAACGAGCUCAAGAUCAAACAUUUCGAGCUCGCGCAAUUGAGCCGCAACUAUGAAGAGAAAUCCCAGCACCUCCAGCUCGCGCACUUGGAAGUCGACAUGCUCAAGCAAAAGGUCGACGUCCACAAGGCAGAAUUUCAAAAACUCGAGAUGCAGUCGGCCAAGGAGAUGGCGCAGCUGCGACUUGACGUGGCGAGCUACCGCGACAAGCUCCGCGCGUACGAAACGUUGGAAGUCGACAUGGACCACGCGAUUCUUCAAGCGGGUGCACUUCCGGAACCCACCGAUGACGCGACGGCGUCAACGUUUGCCAUGAUCCCGACGGCUCCAAAACGACGCUUUCAACAGAGCGUGCAGCUCGCUCAGAAAGUUGUCCAGUGUGAACAGACGAUCCAGCGCAUGAAGAGCGAGUACGCCUCGCUGGAGAGCGCGCGGGACCAAGUCGCUCGCGAGCUCGACGCUGCGCAACGCCAACUGGCCCACAUGCACCAGCCACAGGAAUACCUCAUUGAAAAGCUCAAGGGACUUCAAGACGAGGUCCAGGCGCGGCAAAACCAGGUUACGCAGUUGCAAGCGGCGCUGCAGCAACAACAAGCCGACGCCAACGAUCUCCUCCACGCCAAGCUCUCGCUGCAAGCGCAGCUUCAGCAACUGCUCAGCCGCCGCCAUGAACUCGACACGUUAAAGACCAUGACGACCGAGCCAGCGACACCUGCGAUGGCGCCAAAGUGGUAUCAGAAGCUGCGCAGCGCGCCGGUGGCCUCGCCGUAACCUCGGUCGUUGACAUAUGACAAUUAUGUACACAAUUGUCGCGUUCAUCAAGGUAGGAUUACGUCCAGAGACGGAACGUGCAGUCGGAGCUCGCACUCGCCAUGUACCGUCCGACCGGAUCAAACUUGACCGACUAGAAACCACGUACAUGAUGAGAAAAAUACAAGAAAAUACAAG
Messenger RNA from Saprolegnia parasitica CBS 223.65, 2466 nucleotides. RefSeq lists its product as hypothetical. Gene Ontology annotation, biological process: cilium assembly. The transcript has 11 exons. Gene Ontology annotation, cellular component: centriolar satellite. The record is from RefSeq and is a predicted model, not a curated record. The coding region runs from base 79 to 2289 and encodes 736 amino acids. NCBI's taxonomy places the organism in Eukaryota, Oomycota, Saprolegniomycetes, Saprolegniales, Saprolegniaceae.